AACCAUGGACCGAAUUAAGGUCGGUGUUAAAAUCCGACCCUUGAUUCCAAGAGAGAAAGCUGCAAAUUGUGAUAUUCACUGGCUAGCAGCGUCAGAUACUUCAGUUUGCCAGGUUGAACCUGGCAGCCAGCGACAGAAAGGGGACCCUUAUGUCUUUGAUAAUGUCUUCGGCCCUGACUCUUCAAACCGUGAGGUGUUCGAGAUUCUGGUCAAGCCAAUUGUGGAGUCUGCAGUUCGUGGUUUUAAUGGCACCAUUUUUGCGUACGGGCAGACCGCGUCCGGGAAGACAUAUACCAUGAUGGGAGAUCAAUAUGAGCCAGGAAUCAUCCCCCAAGCUGUGGACUUGGUAUUUCAAACUAUUGAAAAUACUCAUGGGCGGGAAUUUCUGUUACGGGUCUGUUACAUGGAAAUUUACAAUGAAAAAGUAAAUGAUCUCUUGGCAAAGUCGAAUAACUUAAAAGUUUCAGAAGAUGCUCAAGGCAAUGUUAUUGUCAAAGAGUUGGAAGAAGCUAUCACUAAUAGCUCACAGAUGGUCAUGGACUUAAUGAGGAAGGGAGAAAACAUUAGAAAAAUCGGUGUGACUAAUAUGAAUGAGAGAAGCUCUCGUUCACAUUCCAUAUUUAGAAUUAUUAUUGAAAGCAGACAAGUAGGUGGUAACGAUGCUGAAGAGGCCAUCCAGGUAUCACAUUUAAAUCUAGUAGACCUUGCUGGUUCUGAGCGAGCUGGAGCCACUGGAUCUGUGGGUGAUCAAUUUAAAGAGGGUUGUGCGAUUAAUAAAUCCCUUUUCACCCUGGGAAAAGUCAUCUCUCAGCUUAGCGAUGGAGAUGUGUCCUUCGUCAACUUUAGGGACAGCAAGCUCACUAGAAUAUUACAGAGCUCCUUGGGGGGUAAUGCUCUAACGUCAAUAAUAUGUGCCAUUACUCCAGCUGCAAUUGAUGAAACUAGCAGCACACUUGGUUUUGCCUCUAGAGCACGAAAUAUUAAAAACAAAGCUCAAGUUAAUGAAGUUGUUUCAGACAGAGCUAUGCUGAAACGUUACAUGAAACAAAUAGACAGACUUAAUUCUGCACUGAGUACUUUGGAGCAGCAGAAAAAUGCUGAAAACCAGCAUCUUCAAAAAGAAAAUUCUCUGUUGAAUGAAAGAUUAAACAGACUCAAAGACGGAAUCCUUGGAUCCAAUUCUGAAUUUUCUAAUGCCGACAAAGCUCAAGAGAAGAUAAGAAAGCUUCGUCGCAGAACUUGGUCUGCCCCCAAUCGUAACAAGGCUAGGCUGUCUUUAGCAUUUCCAGCAUUUCAUAAAGCAGGCUCCUUGGCAGAGCUUCCUAAUGACAUUCAAAUGGACUUCUCUGUCAGCUCAGCAUCUAAUAAUGAUGAUACUGAUAUUGGAGAAGAUGUUUUUUCAACACCUCUUGAAGAGUUUGAGAAAGCCUUAAUUAAAGCCGAAAGAGCCAAGUCAAUGGAUGUGGGAGAGUGGCUACCUCCCAUUGAAGACAUUGAUGAGGAUAGAUUCUCAAAGUCACCAGAAAGAGAUGAUCAGCCUUGCCUGAAUUAUGUUCAGACUAGGAGAAAUAAAGGACAUCUGAAUAGAUUUCAAGAAGCUGAAGUUCCUGAGACACCACCUUCAAAGUUGCGAUCAAAGAUAGCUCUUGUGGAACAAGAAUUGCGGGAAAUGGAUGAGUUUACUCGGUUAGAGAAGCAGGUGUAUAAUGAAGAACUUAGUACUGAGCUUGAAAAAGUUAAACUUCAGCUGAAAGAAGCACUUUCUGAAUGUGAAUCACUGAAGGAAGUGAAGAAGCAAUUAGAAUGCAUGAAGCAAACUGAUCGCACAGCUCAUGAUUACCAAAUGAUGCUGAUGGACUCAUCGAAGGCUAUGUCAACAUUAAGAGACGAGAAUUCAUCUAUGAGACAGCAGCUUGGAGAUCUUACACUUCAGUGUCAGGAUAUAGAAAAGGUGAAAGCACAACUUUCUGAAGCUGAAAAACACCUAAUAAAAGCAAGAAAAGAGAAUUCUGAGUUAACAUCAAAACUGAAAAAGCAUGAAGAACGUAUUUUUCACCUUAAUAAUGAAAAAGAAGAUUUUGAUAUUCAACUUCAGAUGCGAAUUUCAAAGUAUGAAAGCAAGAUAAAAGAAAUGGCUCAAGCCCUGGAGGAUGCCCGCCUUGAAUCCAGCACCCUGCAUCAGCCAACAUUCCGUAAAAACUACAAUGGUAAUCUCUACUCCUUGCAAGAAGAGCCUUCUAUGGAGGAAUUAACACAACAAGUCCAGUAUUUAGAAGAACAGUGUAAAGAACUACAAUCUAGCAAGAAUUUGCUUGUGAAUGAACUAUCCAUCAAAGAAAAGGAAUUAACUAACCAAGUUCAGGUUUUAGAAGAACAAUGUAAAGAUUUACAAUCUAGUAAGAAUUUGCUUGUAAAAGAACUAGCCCUUAAACAAGAAAACCUUUGCAAGCUAGAACAUCAGGUUGCAAGUUUAAGAAACGCACAUACAGACUCUACAAAAUUAAAUGAAGAUUUAAGUGCAGUCAAAAGCGAAUUAGAAACCCUGAGGCAUCAUUAUGAGGCUUUGACCAAGAAACUGGAUGAAAAGGACAAAGAACUUGUCCAAACAACUUCUGAAAUGAAAAAAAUUAAAGAACAACUCAGUAGGUCUGAAGCCGUUGCUGCAUUAGAAGCAGCUGAGAAAGACUCUUCAAAGGCUGAAAUAACUGCUCUUCAGACUUCAAAUAACCAGUUAACCAAGGACCUUGAUGCCAGGAACCAAGAAAUUAUGAAUGCAGCCAUAGAAAUGGAGCAGUUAAGGGAACAAAUUCUACAACUACAGCAGGAUGUUAAGGAUGCUAGGGAUGUUAAGAAUAAUACUGAUCUUAGCGGUUCCCUAAAUGCUACAGCAGACUCUACUCUUUUAAACGUGGAAGAACAGGAAGCUCUCAUCAAUGAAGUGUCUGUUUGUAAAAGUGAAAUGGCCAUGCAAGAGCAAAAAAUUUCUUCAUUGGAGCAGCAGAUAAGUAGUAUGCAUGUCUGUUUGUAG
Molecule: messenger RNA, 3028 nt
Organism: Frankliniella occidentalis (western flower thrips)
Lineage: Eukaryota; Metazoa; Arthropoda; Insecta; Thysanoptera; Thripidae
Product: kinesin-related protein 11-like
Exons: 17
Coding region: 5-3028 (1007 amino acids)
Biological process (GO): microtubule-based movement; mitotic cell cycle
Cellular component (GO): microtubule
Molecular function (GO): microtubule binding; plus-end-directed microtubule motor activity; ATP binding
Source: RefSeq, a predicted model, not a curated record